AUGCGGCCCACGCAGACGCAGAGUUUGCCCACGUGGGCGCCCACGUCCGCGCGCGCCGUGUCGGCCGCCCCGCCGACGUGCCAAGCGGCCGCCGCCACGGACGACGACCCGCUCUACUUGUCGGGCGAAGAGACGGACUGCGACUCGGAGCGCAGCAGCGGCACACUGAGCCGCGAAGACCAGCAGGUCAUGGCCAAGUUCAUCCAACUCGAGCGCGCGCGCGCGCGCAAACGGGCGCCGGACGCGACGGCGCACCCCGACGUCGUGCGCGCGAGGCCCGUCCUGAUCCCGUUGCAGUCGCGCCAGUACGUGGCCACGUCGACAAAGCGGUGGCUAUGGGACGACGACGACGAGGCCGACGACGACGAGUGCAGCGGCUGUCACGAGCGCGGGGCGCGUGGGUUCGGGCCCGUGGCGCCGGUCGCCGACGGAGUCGCCAUGGCGGCCCGCGACAGGUCAACGAGUGACCUCCUGUUCGACUUUGAGCUCUAG
Hyaloperonospora brassicae is the source of this 492-nucleotide messenger RNA. Lineage: Eukaryota; Oomycota; Peronosporomycetes; Peronosporales; Peronosporaceae. The record is from the annotation of a GenBank genome assembly.